CGCGGCUACACUAUUCAUGCAAGCGACUGUAAUGAUCAGUUUGUAAACAAAGGCGAUUGGGAAUAUAGUUAAGUGUGCUAAGACGAUCAUCUUGCUUGAUCAUGUUCCUCGAUAUCGAAGCGUUUUUCGAUCAUCCGCACAGACUUUACUCACCUGGUGACAUAGUCACUUGUAAAAUUAAUGUGAGGAGCAAAUUCAACAUCAAUUGUAAAUAUGUGCGGGCCCGAUUUCGUUGUCCGUUCAAAAGUAAGAGUGUCGAAUAUUUUCGAGUGUACGAAAUUGCAAGGAAACGAAUCUCACGAAAAGAUACAGAUCAGUGGGACUAUCGUAUUGGUGAAAAAGCGGAAAAUGUAAACUUACUACCAGGACUUAAUCAAUUCAUCGUUACAUUCAAGGUACCGCAUGUUUCUUACAACAUUUUUGAACAACAUUCGAAUCUAAUCAGAUGCAGUUUGAAAGUGACCGUCAAAAUAAAUUGGUUAUUUAAACGGAAUUCGAUUGACUGGUUUGUAUUAGAACCACGCACAACCGAAGAAGUCAUGCAUAGAGUUGAAAAGAGCGCCAGCAGAGUGUUGAACCGAAUCAGUGACAAAUUUCGCAAUAUACUUUGAUACUGUGGAAGUAUUGUAGAGUCUUAUUCGAAAUGUUGUUACAAAGUUUAACAAUUAAUAUAAUUUGUCAUCGAAAAAACGGAAUCAUCUUCAAACCACAAUGUAUCUAUUUUUUGUGUUCUACUACUUCAAUUUCAAUAAACAUUCAAAAUAUAUUGUAAUAAU
Molecule: messenger RNA, 776 nt
Organism: Bradysia coprophila
Lineage: Eukaryota; Metazoa; Arthropoda; Insecta; Diptera; Sciaridae
Product: trypsin-1-like
Biological process (GO): proteolysis
Molecular function (GO): serine-type endopeptidase activity
Source: RefSeq, a predicted model, not a curated record